Aureobasidium vineae is the source of this 2229-nucleotide messenger RNA. The record is from the annotation of a GenBank genome assembly. NCBI's taxonomy places the organism in Eukaryota, Fungi, Ascomycota, Dothideomycetes, Dothideales, Saccotheciaceae.
AUUCGACCGACUUGGAAGCGACUGAUCGAUGGCCACUGUGGAAUAGUGAACAUCAGAAACAGAAAUACAAAGUUUGCCUCUUUACCAUCGCAGGUUGCGGGUGUUAUUCCUCCUGGUUUAAGAGUGGAUGGUGGCUGGAAUCCCAAAGAAUGGUUACGGCCUGGUAAUCAGGAUGACCGGAAGAUGGCACUGUUUGCACAGUACGCCAUGGCUUCGGCGGAAGAAGCUCUACAAGACGCAAACUGGGUGCCCCAGUCCGAAGAAGAUCUUCAAGCAACAGGUUACAAGAAAGUGUCGCCACUAUUUGUGCCCAGACUCCUGAUCAAUUUGGCCGCAGGUCACAUUUCCAUGAAAUACGGAUUCAAGGGGCCUAAUCACGCAGCAACAACGGCCUGUACAACAGGGGUCCAUGCCAUCGGUGAUGCUGCCCGUAUGAUUACCUUUGGAGAUGCGGAUGUCAUGGUUGCUGGGGGUGCAGAGUCUUGCAUUCAUCCGCUCGCCGUCGCUGGUUUCGCUCGAGCCAGAAGCUUAGCUACGGAUUGGAACGACAACCCUCAGGAGGCUUCGAGGCCAUUCGACAGAUCGAGAGCGGGUUUCGUGAUUGGCGAAGGAGCUGGUGUUGUGGUACUUGAACACGCAAGAGCACGUGGAGCUUCCAUUUAUGCUGAAAUCAAAGGCUAUGGUCUCUCGUCAGAUGCACACCAUAUGACGGCUCCCCGAGAAGACGGUCAGGGCCCAUAUCUCGCCAUGAAGCGCGCGCUAAAGCAAGCCGGUAUCAAACCUAGGAGUGUCGACUAUGUGAAUGCUCAUGCUACUUCGACCGUACUUGGUGAUGCCGCCGAAAACCGUGCUAUCAAGACAUUGCUACUCGGCGAAGAAGGAUACACGAGCGCUGGCGAGGUCAAUAUCAGCAGUACCAAAGGUGCAGUAGGCCACUUGCUUGGAGCCGCUGGAGCCGUAGAGACCAUAUUCACUGUUCUGGCAUUACAGAACGCCGGCGAUCCAGUAAGCGACUUCAACUGCAACUAUGUCCCCAAAACAGCUCAGCACUGUAAUGGGUUGUCGUGUCAUCUCCGGAGAGCGACAAUGUCAUCCCAAGCCAAUCCCUUGAUGGCCGGCUCUGAGGACGAGGGCAGCAAGAACGCCGUUUAUCUUCGGCUCAAGAGUAAAGGCAAGCACUAUCAUGCAAAGAUUCCAGUAUUGAAACGCUUGCCUUUCCCUUCCAUUGCAAUCAUAUCGUUACUGGUUGUCGUAAAUCUCUUAGUGUGGAUAGCAGUUGGCAUAGUUCUUGUGAANUCUCUGGUCUCCACUGCUGUCCUUGCAUACUCCCUUGGUCUGAGGCAUGCUCUCGAUGCAGACCACAUCUCGNNCAUCGUUGUCAUAACUUCUAUCGUGGUAGCUUCGACCGCCGCUGCUGUUUCGUCAAAAUUCGGAGCCUUCUCUCGAGUUGGUGGUAUCAUCGGAAGCAGCGUCUCAGCCACUUUCUUGAUUGUGCUUGGGAUCAUGAAUGUUUUUAUCCUAUACAAGCUCAUCAAGCAGCUCCGCGAAAUCAUCAACUCUCCUGCAAACUCGCCCCAGCCAGAGUUCCAAAUUGAAGGUGGAGGAUGUCUCUUCCGUGUUUUAAAAAGAGUCAUGUUCGGCCUAGGAUUCGACACUUCGUCAGAGAUUGCUCUGCUGGGCAUCAGUGCCAUCUCCGCCAGUCAGGGAACGUCAUUCUGGCUCAUCCUCUUGUUCCCUGUUCUGUUCACCGCAGGUAUGUGUUUGUUAGACACUACGGAUGGUGCCCUUAUGAUGGCUCUAUACACAUCGACACGACUGGCAAAAGACACCAUCGCCGUACUCUACUAUCAGGCUGUUCUCACCGGCGUCACCGUGCUCGUUGCUGUGGUUAUUGGUGUUGUCCAACUCCUCGGUAUGCUGCAGGGCGCCGCCAAUCUCGAGGGCGGAUUCUGGGAUGGCGUUGAAGUCGCGAGUGACAAUUACGACAUCAUUGGUGGUGCUAUAUGUGGCAGCUUCGUCGUCUUUGGUGUCCUGAGUGCUGUCCUCUAUUGUCCUUGGAGAAGACGGGUUGACGCAAGGCGAAAUGCCCUUGUCGGACCAUUUGGCGAAGAUCAAUACGAUGUGACAGAGCUACGCAACGUUUUGGAAACACACGGAGAACCAGAAGUUAUACAAGAGGAGGUCUCAGUACCGCAUGUCCGUCCAGACCGAAAAGGAGAUCAUGAAGUG